AUGAAAUUUUUUGUCAAUAUUAUUAUCAUAAUUAGUCUACUUUUUGCAUCAAUUAUAUGUGCAGAUGUUUGCAUUAAUGAACAAUGUACAUGUUCAAAAGAUCACACCGAAGUACAUUGUGAUUCAAAACAUUGGACAAAUUUAAAUGCUGUUGAAUUUCCUUCACAUGUUCGUGUAUUAACACUUGUUGAUAAUAAGUUAACAUUCGAGACAACGGAUGAUAUUUCAAAAAUUGAAAAUUUAACACGUUUAAUAGAAUUAAAUCUUAAUCAAAAUCCAUUGGCAACAAUACCACCAUUUAAUGAUUCAAAAAUUCGAUCACUUUCAUUACAAGAUACAUCCUUACGAUCAGCUGAAUUUCCUUCAUCUUAUUUGAAUUCAUUUUUAGAAACUUUAUCACUUAGUAGUAAUGAAAUUCAUUCAAUCAAUGAAAAUGAUUUUGUUAAUUUAAAAAAUUCUAAAAUAAAAAGAUUACAUAUGGAUCGUGCAAGUCUUUCAGUAAUUCAUCAAAAUGCAUUUAUUCCAUUAAUUCACCUUCAAUCAUUAUCAUUAAAGUAUAAUCAAUUAAAAUCAUGUGAAUUUUUAUCAACAUUUCGUUUACUAUCAUCUAUUAAACUUGAUGGAAAUCAAUUUACUUCACUUCCACAAGAAUUAUCAAUACCAAAAAAUAUUAAAAAUUUCUUUUUUACACAAAAUUUAAUAUCAGUUAUUGAUGAAUCAUCACCAUUGCGUACAUGGCUUGAAAUGAAAUAUGCAAAUAUUAAAAUUUAUUUAGCGAAUAAUUCAUUUGAUUGUUGUCAAUCAUUAUGGUUUAUUCGUUUUUUAAAUACGUCUUCUCAUUUUGUUGGUGAUGCUUCAUUAUUAACGUGUGCAACACCAUUAAUUUAUGCAGGAAUACAAUUGAUUAAACUUAAUCCUGAUGAAAUGAAUUGUAGUGGAGUUUUACCAGAUGGAACAUGGUGGACAACUGGUCGAAUUAUUGCUGUGAUCAUUGGAGGAUCAGUUAGUAUUUUAGCUUUGAUUAUCAUUAUUAUUAUUAUAAUUAUUACAACUCGUCGUCGACGAUUACGUUCAGGUUAUACAGAAAUCGGUGGAAUAAAUGAUGCAUUACCGAAUGCUCCAUUAUUAUCUUCUAAUGAACUUCCAUUUCCACCACAUGGUGAAGAUGACGAUUCUGUUUCAACAUAUUCUACUGCUCCUACAAGACAUACAGUUGGAACAAAUAUAACAUCAGUUGCUACGGCUGGUGGAAUUACAGCAACUGAUGAAAUUUAA
Messenger RNA from Rotaria sp. Silwood1, 1275 nucleotides. NCBI's taxonomy places the organism in Eukaryota, Metazoa, Rotifera, Eurotatoria, Philodinida, Philodinidae. The record is from the annotation of a GenBank genome assembly.